AUGGCACUAGCGGCUAUCUAUAACCUUUUCAUCAUUAACAAAUCUGGCGGCCUUAUAUACUACAAGGACUAUGGUUCAGCAAGGAGGAUGGAUACCAAUGACAGUCUAAGAUUAAGUCUCUGGCAUUCGAUGCAUGCUAUCUCCCAGCAACUCUCCCCUACCCCUGGCUGUACUGGCAUUGAUCUCUUACAAGCUCAUAACUUUGAUCUCCAUUGGUUUCAAUGCCUCACAGGGACAAAAUUUUUUGUUGUAUGUGAAACUGGAGCUCCAAAUAUGGAAAUGCUGCUGAAAGUGAUUUAUGAGCUGUACACGGACUUUGUUUUGAAGAAUCCGUUCUAUGAGAUGGAGAUGCCGAUUCGGUGUGAGCUGUUUGAUCACAACUCGGCUCAGUGA
Messenger RNA from Miscanthus lutarioriparius, 393 nucleotides. Lineage: Eukaryota; Viridiplantae; Streptophyta; Magnoliopsida; Poales; Poaceae. The record is from the annotation of a GenBank genome assembly.